This is a messenger RNA of Porites lobata, 1102 nucleotides long. NCBI's taxonomy places the organism in Eukaryota, Metazoa, Cnidaria, Anthozoa, Scleractinia, Poritidae. The record is from the annotation of a GenBank genome assembly.
AUAGACGUGAACGAGUGUGCCACCAAUAACGGAGGCUGCGAUCAGAUCUGUAACAAUACGAAAGGAAGUUAUGAGUGCAAAUGCCGCAGUGGUUUCUUACUUUCUAGCGAUAAACACAAAUGCAACGGUAAGUAAAAAAAAAAUAGAGUACAACAGCAAUACCUACAUUUGUGGCACAAUCUAUCUCCUAUGUCCUCCUAUAUUCAACAAUGUCUGAGGAACAGAAAAGUGUCAGCCUCGUAUGUACUGGUAAAAAUCUCCGGAGUUCGGUCGUUUCGAUACAAAAUCGUUUUUGUUUCGAUAAGAAGUCAAGCAGUGAUAUUGCACAAAAAUUUCGAUCACUUCAGACCUCCAGAAGCCUACUCUUGACUAAUUUUCAUCGUCUUGAGAUGGCAGGGAGAGAUUUGCCCCAGCUAAACAAUCGUGAGAGAAAGUCUUUGCGUAAGCAGUCUUAUUCUAGGAAACAUUCAAACAGUCGUUAAUUUGGAAUCUCAUUCAGAAUAAAUGGCAUACAAAUCAAAACUGGACAAUUCAAUGGUAAAACAUGGAAGACUAUAGACAAAAUCCUGAUCUUUGAAAUAAUCCAGGAGGUCAUAGUAAUCGAGAGUGUAAAUGAUGGAAAAGACAUCCUGGCCUUGUUCCCUCUAGAAUUCAAUAACAAUUGUCAAUUCAGUUUUAAGUGAACAAUAGCCUCAAUAAUUAACAAGAAACAACUAGUGUAAUUGAUAAUUAUCCUGCAAAAAGUAAUCCAUUCAUUACGAGACAGUCCGCGAUCCGAUACAAACACGUGACAGUUUAGAAUAUCACAUACCAAGAAAAGAGAAAGAUACCAAGUAAAAAUAAGUGGCAUGCAAAGACCAGUCUUCAUUUGAAAUCCCAGCUGUAGGGUAAACACUAGAGUUCAGUAGUCUUUUAUUUACGUGUAUCUGUUUACAUGUCAUAUAUUUUAUCUUUUCACUAUUUUGUUACUUUUUACCAUUCUUUUUUUUAUACCUGCUUGCGGCAUGGCACAGAUGUGGAUGAGUGUAGUGUUAAUAAAGGUGGCUGUAACCAGUUCUGCCAUAAUACCUUUGGGAGUUAUUAUUGCUCGUGCAAAAAUGGC